UAGCUCACGCCAAACGCUCGAGACAUUCACAGGGUUAACUAGGUGAAAUGGUUGUUCUGGUCAAACAAAGUCCUCAGCUGGGCAGCAAAGCGAUGGAUGGAAAUCAGCACAAAGUCGAGGCCAAUGUUCUGCUGCUUGGAGCAGAAAAUGUUGGAAAGUCAGCCCUCACUGUGCGGUUUCUCACCAGAAGGUUCAUCGGAGAAUAUGGGGAUAUCGAAUCAAUAUACAGUCAUAUUGACAAAACAGAUGGCCGAGAUGUAGCCUUAAACAUUUGGGACUCCCUGUAUCCACAGAGCUGCGAAACAACCGAAUCUAUCAGUGACAAGCAGCUGCAGUGGGCAGACGGUGUGAUCCUGGUCUACAGCAUCUGCGAUCGCUCCAGCUUUGAGGUGGUCCGACAACAGGUGCAGCUCAUCCGGCGGACCAGGAAGCUGUCUGCCUCUGCCCCGAUUAUCAUCGUGGGGAACAAGCGAGACCUGCUCCAUCAGAGAGCCGUGUCGAGCGAGGAGGGCAGACUCUUCGCCCUUUCGGCAGACUGCGGCUUCUUCGAGAUCUCGGCGGCUGAAACCUACCACGGUGUGCUGCUGGUUUUUCACGAAAUCCUGGGCCUCAUCAAGGAGUCCAGAGCACUUAAAAGGGGGAUGGUCGGAAUCAAGGGUAUAGUGAGAAGCGUGUCUGCCGUGUUUGGAAAGAAACGAGAGUGAUGAACCGUCGAAGAUGAUGAGCAAGAUGAAGAUAUGAGGCCCCUGGCAGCCUAGCAUCUAAAUAGCUGAGAAGAGGACCCCGGCCGAUGGGUUUUUGUGGCCGAAGGGAGCCACUUUUUAACCUUCAUGGAUGGUGGAAGGAAAAAGAAUAAGAAAGCAUGUUAGAAGUUGAGAGCCCAGGUUUAUGGUGAAGAAAAGUAGAUGAAGUUUGUUACAGCAAGGCGCUAAAAGGUGUGCUGAAGAUAAGUGAUCCUGGGAUUUGAUGCAAGUUGGUUAGUGGCUACGUGUAUCAAAUGAAUUGAGAGACGGCCCAGAUCUGAUGUAGUCUUUGUCAUUUCUCACAGAAUGAUCAUUCAGCUCUGAACAGAUGAUUUAGACAAAUUCGAGUGAGCUUCUGCUUUGGAUUACAGAUGCUUGAAAUGUAGAGAUGGACUUUAUCUUCCCUAAAUUGUUCCUUUAAGUCUCCACUGACAUUUCGAUGUGAAUUAUUAAAUGUGGCAAUUGAGACUGUGUAGUAAAAUGUAUAUAUUUUAUGUAUAUAUUGUAAUUUCCGUAACCUGUUUCUUGGUUGGUGAAAUGUUGUAUACAUGCUACUCAAGUAAAGACACAUUCACACCAAGAAUGAUAACUGUAACUAUAAAGCACAGUUAUAAUGAUAGUGCCACAAACAAUUGCUAAUGAAAUCUAAAACCAUUGACAUCCAAUAAGCUUGUUGUCCUUUGGCGUGUAUGCCAAAAUGGUUACUGUUAAAGUUAUCAUAAUCGUUUCUUGGUGUGAAUAGCCUAACGAAAUGACAUGUUGUUGUUCAGUCUUACACUUUUGUGUAUAUAAACACAAUGUAAUUUAGUUGAAGACCUCCUUUGAGAUGUUUUUAAUGCUUGUAUCUAAAAGAUUUUUCAAUAAAGUGAAAAAACGUA
Puntigrus tetrazona (Sumatra barb) is the source of this 1621-nucleotide messenger RNA. RefSeq lists its product as uncharacterized. Lineage: Eukaryota; Metazoa; Chordata; Actinopteri; Cypriniformes; Cyprinidae. The transcript is spliced from 4 exons. Gene Ontology annotation, molecular function: GTP binding; GTPase activity. The record is from RefSeq and is a predicted model, not a curated record. The coding region runs from base 48 to 704 and encodes 218 amino acids.